GCUCCCUCCCUGCUCGCGCGCGCUCCCCAGUCAGUCUCUGUUUCGCGCUCUCUCUCUCUGUGGAUGCAGGAACCGUCCAGACACUUGCACAAGAACAUAAAAUAAACACAAACAAUGACAUUAUCUGCAACGACCCGACAGAAACACGGCAUUAUCUGACUGACUGAAACUAUCCCGCGCUUUUUCUGCACGCCGAUUGCCGCCUCAGUCCACCCCUGUGACCAGAGGCUAGGACCAUGAUGCUCAGCAGCUCAGUGGACGUACCCAGCCCAGGCGGGAUGAGUGCAGUGGCAGCCCGAAAUGUGGUCCGCAGUUCCAGCAUCAGUGGAGCCAUGUACAGCUUGGAGAAAAGCCCCAGCAGCACAGGACCCGACGGCACCAGCCUGACCGGAAACAAGAAGCGUCGCUCCAGCCUCGGAGCCAAGAUGGUGGCUAUUGUGGGUCUGUCACAGUGGAGCAAGAGCACACUGCAACUCAACCAGCAAGAUGGCGGAACCAAGAAGCUGCGCAGUACCAUCCGGCGGAGCACAGAGACGGGUAUUGCAGUGGAGAUGAGGAACCGCGUCACACGGCAGGGCAGUAAGGAUUCAACAGACGGAAGCACCAACAGCAACAGCUCUGACGGAACGUUCAUCUUCCCCACCACUCGCCUGGGCCCUGAGAGCCAGUUCAGUGAUUUUCUGGAUGGCCUUGGUCCUGCUCAGAUAGUGGGGCGUCAGACAUUAGCCACACCAUCAAUGGGUGAUGUGUACAUCGGUGUGGUGGACAGAGGAGGUCAGUUAGAGGUCGAGAUUACACAGGCCCGAAGUCUGACCCCUAAACCAGGCUCCAAGAACAUUCCAGCAACAUAUAUAAAGGUUUAUGUCCUGGAGAACGGGAUGUGUCUUGCUAAGAAGAAAACCAAAGUGGUGAAGAAAACCCUGGAUCCAACCUUCCAGCAGUCCCUGAUGUUUGAUGAGAGCCCGCAGGGGAAAGUGCUACAGGUGAUCGUGUGGGGUGAUUACGGCCGCAUGGACAGCAAGUGUUUCAUGGGAAUGGCUCAGAUCCUCCUGGAUGAUCUGGAUCUGUCAUCGAUGGUGGGGGGUUGGUACAAGCUUUUCCCCACCUCCUCUCUGGCAGACCCCAGCAUCGGCCCCCUGACCCGCCGCCUGUCCCAGUCCUCCCUCGAGAGUGCCACCAGCCCUUCAUGCACCUAGACACAUACCAUCAAGAUACGCCUGUGUCGUCUAUCUAUACGUGUGUAUCUUUGUUCAAUAUACCCCGCCACCAACCCCAAAAGCAUGAAUACACACUCUGAUAGAUGCAGCCAACUCGCCCCGGAGCCGAAAUGCUCCAAUUUACGGAUACAGAUUUUAAGAGUUGGAUACAAAAUCAGAUUAUGAAUCAAUUAAUACACACAAGCAUAGAUGGAUAUGGCUGUAACCAGCAACAUGCGGUUGUUGGGACGUCCUGAAUUAGUUAGGGCUAGUUGCAUACCGAUCCAUUGUCCGCCAGUCAAUAAAUGGGGCAUUUAAUAAAUCUGCUCAGAUACAUUACUGACGAUGUAGCAUUUGUGUUGGCAUCAUGUCACACUAGAAGCUGAACACGUUUGACUAGCAGAUCCAGACCCCUCGAGGGGGUCAAUCAUUUCUCUAUGCCAAACCCGAUCAAAGUUUUAUUUUUUAAAAACCAAAGCAAUUGUUAUUAUCUGUAGUGUUAUAUUAUAGAGUAUGGAAAUGUAGCAGAGUCAAUGACUUAGAUGAGAUGCAAAAAACAGUUGUGUUUAAAAAAAAUGAAGGUGGUCACAUUAGCAAAAUGUAGGCGAAAUUUCAAGGGCGUCCAAUUUCCAAUGCCAAUAGUGUAGCGAUAUAGGAAGCACAGCUCUCACAGAAAUCAAACGAAGCAAUUUUUGUUGUGAAAAUACUGGAGUGAACGCAUAGAUUCCCAUCGGAAUUGGGAUUUGCCUAGGGAAUUUCGCAGAGCAACAGUAAAUGUGACCGCACAUGUAGACUACAUACACAAUUCAACUUUUAAAGGGCAGGGCUUUACUCCACAUGUCAGGUUAUUUAUUAGAAAUGCACACGAUUCCUAUCGCAUAAAGUAGCGUAUUCUUUAAUUCUUCUUUUGGAGAGCUGAAUAAAUAAAUAUAUAGAUC
Molecule: messenger RNA, 2134 nt
Organism: Danio rerio (zebrafish)
Lineage: Eukaryota; Metazoa; Chordata; Actinopteri; Cypriniformes; Danionidae
Source: RefSeq, a predicted model, not a curated record